Messenger RNA from Symbiodinium sp. CCMP2592, 2976 nucleotides. Lineage: Eukaryota; Dinophyceae; Suessiales; Symbiodiniaceae. The record is from the annotation of a GenBank genome assembly.
AUGAUUCCACUGUCCCGGCUCCUCGGGGCCGUGCUCCUGGUCCUGGCAUGUUGUGGGCUCCUGGUUCUGCUCUCGGCCGGAAAGAUGGAGCAGCCUGCAAGGCGGCUCUUCGACUCUCAGAGCCUAGAAGAAAGUGCACUUGCUGAGGCCAAGAGGGCCGUGGCCUUCCUCCCAGCUGUUCCGAAUCUUGUCAAGCUGGUGACUCUGGCAUGGCACUUGCUGAUCGAAGCUUUGCUCUUCCUAGCCAUCGGGAUUGCGAGUGUACCGCUGUGCGCCUUUCUUUGGGGCGUGGUGCUUUCUUUGCUAGCGGCAGGACGCCGCUGUGGGCAGGAGUCAUACAAUAAAGUAGUUCUGGUUCUGAGUGGACUCUCAGCUCUUGUGGCUGCAGCGUUCGCAUCGCCCUGGGCUGCAGCGAACACGAGCAUGUCUUUGCUGAAGGACUGGAGACAGCUGCACUUGUUGGGCCGACCUGAGCACAUACUUCCCCUGCAUGCCGGGGGCCAGCUUAGCAAAAGCGAGCAGGAGCAGAGGUUUGACUACUAUGUGUCAUCGAUCUUGGUGCUGAUCUUGGCCUCCUAUUUGCUUGGGGAGCUGCUGACGCGCCUUGGGAGGGAGGGCCGCAGGCUAGCCGCCUGGAUGCGGUCCGCACUGCCGCCCAGCUUCACCCCACUGCCAGUCCACGGGCACCAAAACGAAGAUAACGAACGUGGUCAGGGCUUCUGUUGGCACCGCGUUUUCUGGCAUCUGGUCCUGCACAUCUUCUGCGCCACCUUGGCAUUGCGAUCUUCAGCCACAGGUCGCCUGGAUGCCCAUGACGGUCUCUGCUGGGAGGUCUACGAGUUCUGGGUGCUGAUUAUGCUGCUGAUCUACGUUCUCCAAGCCGUUGGCCUUGCGCUCUGCCUUCCCAGCGAUUGUGAGGUGCCCUCACUGGGCUACCCAAUCGUUCAGGCGGUGCUGCCGAUCCUCGGGGAGCCCCUCGAUGUGUUCAAAGACUGGCUCUUCAUUGGGCUGGCGCUGGCCACGCAGUCGUACUUCGGCUACAUUUUGGCAACCUUGGGCGUGCUGGUGCUCUUCAUUUCCGGCGCCUACAUGCAAGCCUUCCAUUCGAAUGACCUUCUGAAGCAGCUGUCGCCGGUGCAAGCCAUCCUGCACCGGAAAGUGAGCUUUCUGGAUGGGCAGACCUCGCCUGCCAAGCUUGCUGUGGCACUUACAGAAGACCUGCCCCAAGCAUUGCUGCAGUCCGUUUUUGUCAUCGUGUAUGGUGGCUCCACGAUGCAGUUUCUCUUCAUCGGGGUCAGCUGCAUAAAAAUCAUCGCCUGCCUUGUUCUUCGAGCAGCCGUGCUCAGGGACGAGCAGCGCCACGCGGAGGCAUGGGAGGCUCAGGCCCGCUUCCUGAAGCUGCUGCUCGCCUUCUUCCAAGGCAUCCUGAGCCAACAGCACUCGUGGGCGUUGGAAGUAAAAACGGACAUGGCAAUCACGCUCACGGAACUGGGCAGGUUUGAGGAGGCGCUGCAGAUGGAACAAGAAGUCCUGGCUGCUCGGACUGAAGCGCUGGGAGCACGCCACCCAGACACGCUCAGCACUCAAGGAAACAUGGCAGUAACUCUCAAGGAAUUGGGCAGGUUCGAGGAAGCGCUGCAGAUGGAACAAGAGGUCCUUGCUGCUCGGACUGAGGCUCUGGGAGCACGCCACCCAGACACGCGCAGCACGCAAGGAAACGUGGCAAUCACUCUCACGGAACUGGGCAGGUUUGAGGAGGCGCUGCAGAUGGAACAAGAGGUCCUGGCUGCUCGGACUGAGGCUCUGGGAGCACGCCACCCGGACACGCUCAGCACGCAAGGAAACAUGGCAGCCACUCUCAAGGAAUUGGGCAGGUUCGAGGAAGCGCUGCAGAUGGUACAAGAGGUCCUUGCUGCUCGGACUGAGGCUCUGGGAGCACGCCACCCAGACACGCUCUCGGCGCAAGGAAACAUGGCAGAUACUCUUAGGAGUUUGGGCAGGUUUGGGGAGGCGCUGCAGAUGGGACAAGAGGUCCUGGCUGCUUGGACUGAGGCUCUGGGAGCACGCCACCCGGACACGCUCUUGGCGCGAGCAAAUAUGGCAGAUACUCUCAGGAGUCUGGGCAGGUUUGAGGAGGCGCUGCAGAUGGGACAAGAGGUCCUGGCUGCUCGGAUUGAUUCUCUUGGAGCACGCCACCCGGACACGCUCUUGGCGCAAGGAAACAUGGCAGAUACUCUUAGGAGUCUGGGCAGGUUUGAGGAGGCGUUGCAGAUGGGACAAGAGGUCCUGGCUGCUCGGAUUGAUUCUCUUGGAGCACGCCACCCGGACACGCUCUUGGCGCAAGGAAACAUGGCAGAUACUCUUAGGAGUCUGGGCAGGUUUGAGGAGGCGCUUCAGAUGGGACAAGAGGUCCUGGCUGCUCGGGCUGAAGCGCUGGGAGCACGCCACCCAGACACGCUCAGCACUCAAGGAAACAUGGCAGUAACUCUCAGGGAAUUGGGCAGGUUCGAGGAAGCGCUGCAGAUGGUACAGGAGGUCCUUGCUGCUCGGACUGAGGCUUUGGGAGCACGCCACCCAGACACGCUCUCGACGCAAGGAAACAUGGCAGAUACUCUUAGGAGUUUGGGCAGGUUUGAGGAGGCGCUGCAGAUAGGACAAGAGGUUCUGGCUGCGCAGACUGAGUUUUUGGGAGCUCGCCACCCGUCCACACUCUUUUCGCAAGGAAACAUGGCAGAGGGCUUGCAUGAAUUAGGCAGGACCGAAGAGGCAAUACGAGUUUGCCAGCAGGUCCUGGAUGCCGAAGUAGACGUGCUGGGCCCGGGUCAUCCCCAGACGCAGCGUAGCCAAAGCCGACUGGCUGAAUUGGCUCAUCUUGUGGAAUGCCGAGAGCGGUCCGAGCCGGCGACACUCCUGAAUCGACAUCGCCGAGCCGGUCCAGCACCAGGAAGCGGUGGCAAGAAGAGCACAGGCCAGUGA